Mytilinidion resinicola is the source of this 1736-nucleotide messenger RNA. RefSeq names its product calcium/proton exchanger. NCBI's taxonomy places the organism in Eukaryota, Fungi, Ascomycota, Dothideomycetes, Mytilinidiales, Mytilinidiaceae. Gene Ontology annotation, cellular component: fungal-type vacuole membrane. The transcript has 4 exons. Gene Ontology annotation, molecular function: calcium:proton antiporter activity. The record is from RefSeq and is a predicted model, not a curated record. Gene Ontology annotation, biological process: calcium ion transmembrane transport; intracellular calcium ion homeostasis. The coding region runs from base 1 to 1335 and encodes 444 amino acids.
AUGAUUACGCCAUCAUCCUUAUACCGCUACUCUUCUUCGACCACUUCGACGGACCAUCAAUCCAUCAAGCUAUUAGCCGAAGAGGCACGAACUACGUAUACAGCACAUGAAAAUUUCAGCAACACUCUCUUAAUGGCGGCCAGGUUGGAGACUGAUCACAAUCAACCAGACACGUCUGCGAGGCUCAAAGAAGCAUUAGAUCAGAACAUUCCGGCCACGCAACAGUUCCGCGCUGUCUUAUUCGGGUCCUGGAUUAAUAUGCUUCUUAUUCUAGUUCCUAUUGGCUUUGCAGUCAACUAUUCGCACAUAAAUAGUAUAGCUGUAUUUAUCAUUAACUUUGUUGCUAUUCUUCCUCUUGCAGCUAUGCUUAGCUACGCAACAGAGGAACUUGCACUCCGCACUGGUGAAACCCUUGGUGGUCUUUUAAAUGCAUCUUUUGGUAAUGCUGUUGAAUUAAUUGUCUCUAUCCAAGCGUUGUUUAAAAAUAAGAUUUUAAUUGUCAAGACCUCGUUGAUCGGAAGUAUGCUUUCAAACCUACUUCUGGUACUUGGAAUGUGCUUCUUCUUUGGAGGUAUUAGCCGAUUAGAGCAGUUUUUCAACUUAACUCUCGCCCAGACUGCUACAAGUCUCUUGGCUAUUUGUAUUAGCGGUCUAAUUAUCCCAACUGUGUUCCACUAUAUGCUUUUAGUAGAGGACACUAACGCCAAUUUCUUGAAGAACCAGGAGCUUUCCCAUGGAACAGCCCUCAUCAUGUUAAUCAUCUACUUUUGCUACCUCUUCUUUCAGCUUAAAUCGCAUGCUAUGAUGUACAAGGAACCAAGCAAGAGAGUCGAAAAAAGAAAUGGCAACCUAGACAAGGGCACUAGUAGUCGCACAAUCGUAAAAAUUGGCGCCAUUACUGCUGCUUCUGCUGUUGGUACUGCCCAGAUCAACUUCACACGCGAGGAGGAUAUCGAAGAGUCCCAGUUAACCCUGUCGGGUGCGCUCAUCCCUUUGGGGAUCUCGACCACAUUGAUUGCAUUCUGCUCAGAGUUCAUGGUCAACAGUAUUCAGAGCAUAACAGAAGGUGACAAAGUCUCCGCUGUUUUUGUUGGUCUUAUCCUAAUCCCGAUCGUCGGCAAUGCUGCCGAGCACGCAACUGCAGUUACUAUGGCGAUUAAAGAUCAAAUGGAUCUUGCUAUUAGUGUUGCCGUCGGGUCCAGUAUGCAGAUCGCCUUAUUUAUUCUUCCGCUUAUCGUAAUUGUGGGGUGGGUUGCCGGUAAAGAGUGCAUGAUGUUGUACUUUAAUGCUUUCCAAAUUGCUAUACUCUUUAUGACAAUACUACUUGUGAAUUAACUUAUCCAGGACGGUAAAUCUCGUAAGUAUACCGCCUUUCUAGAAUUAUACUCUACUAACAUUAGCUAGAUUGGCUUAAAGGCGCUCUGCUUAUAGCGUUGUAUAUUAUUAUCGCCAUUGCUGCUUGGCUCUAUCCCAGUGACUACACAUCCGAGACAAGGUGUGGAUAAGAAACAGGUUAGACGUUGUCGGAAGCCUCCACCAAUUGACGUUCAGUCGUAAGACUUCGAAGCGAUGACAGAUUUCGAAAGGCUAAACUCUUAAAUAAUAAGAUUGCGGUUUUCAUUUAGUACGGAUUAUUGCACGGAGUACGGUUGUGGCCUAGAAACUCUUUGCCUAGAAGCGACAGGUAUCAAAUGGUGGCACGGUGGAGCAUGCGAGGAGGCGACGUUCGUGUGGUG